Taeniopygia guttata (zebra finch) is the source of this 3561-nucleotide messenger RNA. The record is from RefSeq and is a predicted model, not a curated record. NCBI's taxonomy places the organism in Eukaryota, Metazoa, Chordata, Aves, Passeriformes, Estrildidae.
CAGAGACUGUUUAUGUAUCUUGCACAGGCAGUCCCAAAUCUUGGAGACAGACACCAGGACAUGCAGUUUCCUCCCACAUGAGUACCCUGUGUCAGUGAGUGGGAGCAGGGUAGUGCUGUGCCCAUGCAAUGGCUCAGUGAGCCUCUAUUUCCUCCCUGUCCCUUCCUCAGACUGGCUGUCACCCAGCUGUGGGGAGCAGAAGCCAGAGGUCUGAGCCACAUUUGUCAGAGGUAAGAAAGGUUUCUUGUUUCUUUUGAAGUAAAAGGGUCUUUGAUUAAAGAGACAAAAUAUUGUUUAUUAAUUAUUAAACUAAACUUUUUUGUACGUCUGUUUUGUUUUUUGAAAGGAAGUCUAUGCUUUCAAUGAGUAUUCAGACAAGUGUAAUGAGAGGUGAUGGAAGGAAAGUGAAAAGUGGAAUGAUGGAGGAGAUGUGUCAGAAACAUCCCACAGGAGAAGGUACUUUCACUAUUGAAGUGCUGGGACCCCCGGCCCCAGGUAAGUGCUGAGGGAAGAAAACACUAGCAAAAUCAUUUUUUGCUGACAGGUCAUGGUCUGGGCGAUCAACAAUUUCUUUUACUGAUCUCACCCUGUGAAUUAUUGGAGUGGACUUUGUACAUGUGAUACCACUGUCACACAAGCUGUUAACUUAAUCCCACUGUGAUGAGACAGCACCCAGUGCCAGGUAGAGUGUGGCCACUGUCUGUCCCCAGUGAGGACUUGGGCACUUGAACUCUGACCUCUGAGGGGAUCCAACAGCCAGGAACAGAUGCUGCCAAGUGUUGCAUCAACCUUGCCAUACGAGUGACCAAAAAAGUGCUGAAAACCAUUUUUUUCCCCAGAUAUGUCCUAGCCAAGGGCUGAAGGGCAUGCAGGGCCUGGUUUUUCAAAGAUGUUUGUCUGGGAUGAAGGAGAGGAAGCAGUGGCUCUCUACAGAAUAUCCCAAACAGCAUUCCACUAAUUUAAAUGCAAAUCAGUCCUGAAUCUACAGGAUAUUGUGAGAUACCACAGCAGUGCCAUAUUUAAGGAUGGUUUCAGGUUCUCAAGAUGACAGUAGAAACAUGACACUUCACCUGGAUAUUACCUCAAGAUUGAAAAACUAGAAGGCAGACUAUCCCAGCCAGCACCUGCAGGGCCCUUGCAGUGCAAACCCAGCAGUGGAAACAAGCUGGGAGGGCAUCUGGAAGGUAUUUGCUGCUGAAGCCUGAGCACAUCUUCUCUUGAGCUGUGACAAGCUGCCUGAUGGAUUCCAGGGAGUUUCUUCCUUUCACUAACACUCCACAAAAAAGUUAAUCUACCUGACUAAUGGGCUGAGAACAGCUGAAAUCCACGUGUUUGGUGUGGCUUUGCUGUGGUUGUGUUCUCAGGUUUGGGCAAGAAAAAUAAGUAGGUCUCUGUUAGUGAUUUGGUUCCAAAAAAUGCCAGAGCCCCACAAUACUGGGUGUCUUUUUAUCUGAGUUUUUGCAAAGUCAAGUAAGAAAAUCAUUCCAGGAAAGAAAUCAGCAAGGAAUUGAAAAAGAGACCUGCUGUGAAUAUAUAAUUAAAAGUCUCAUUGACCCAUUGAGGGGGAAAGAGGAUUGCUAUUUGAAAUAAAAAAAGAGUGUUGCAAAAGUUGACAAGAGCUCUCUGAAAUGACAGGCGGAAUAGGAGCAGCAGAGGAAUACUCAGAACCUUGUUUCCUGUGACUCUUCCUCACUUGGGUACUAAUGAAGUCCUAAACUUAUGAGAACUGUCCGUGCCCACCCUAGUUCAUCUGUGGCAUCUGUGCCUGUUUACCAACACAAAUCUUUACUCAGGAAGAAAAAUAUGGGUAUGAGUGUGGCCAUCCAAACAGAGACACUUUGUACCCCAGAAAAUGGCAAUGAGGAACCCAAACCCCACAAAACCGGAGAGCCAUUUGGCUCCUGACUCUGCCAAUAGUUUACUUGUACAAAGUACCUUUGUACUGGGGAUUAAUGGCAGGAAAUAUAAACUCCAAAGGCUAGUGGAAACCUGGGAAAUGCCAGAGGUUAAAGCCAGAAACUUUUAUUAAUGUGGUAAUGCUAGGAAAGGAAGUGAGUUUAAACAUAAUUUCUGAACUAAAAGAAUCUUACCACAAAGCCACAGUAGGAAAAUGUGGGUUUGCUAAUUUGGCUUCUUUUUUUUUCUUUUUUUUUCUUCCCCUUAGAGCUGCUAGUGCUGGCACUGGUUACCUGCCUUACCCAGGCAAGGCCUACUGCGAUGACGGGAUUUGCAAUCCACCUUGAGCAGGCAACUGGAAAGAUGACCAGAUUAGCAGCUUCUUAUAAAAAUACACAUAAAUUACAGCUCUCACCAUCUAACAUUAUCCCACCUGACAAGAAAAGGGGCCUGCGAUUAAAAUUGCUCAGAACAGAAACAAGUUUGAGCUGGUUUCUGUUCUCAUGAGGAUCUGCUCAGGGGCUGAAGGAAGGAGAAGGAAGUCAGCUUGGUGUGGAUGAAAGUUGGCCAUGCCCACACACUGCACUUCAGUAGUUUUCCAGCACUCUGUAAAGCUCAGUUCAGUGGCUUUCCUCUGCCUGUGAUGGUGGAACAGGUUUUUUUUGCAGUUUUGAUUAUAAAAAAACAAACGGCACUAAUUAGCAAACAAAGACAGUGCGAUGGAGCAAAAAUCUCAAUCUGGGCACACCCUCUCAUCAGGGAGGGUAAAUAAACAGCUUUUCUCUAUUUUCAGCUCUCAUUCUUCAGAUUUGAACUCCACCCAUUGUACCAGUCACCCCCAAAAGAAUCAGCAGGUCUCCUGGCAAAGGUAUAAAACCAGAACAAGUCAGGACACUAUCACAUAGUGUGCUAUACAUCACCAGGUACUCAAUUUUAUCAAAGGAGAGGACUUCAACACGUGUCAGAAGCCACAAUGUCGGGUAAAACCUUCCAGGGACUGAAGGAACAAGCUGAAGGUGCAGCGAAAGAUGCUGCAAACACACUGGGACAGGCCACUCAGGAUGCAGUCAACCAGAUUACAGAUGCAAGCCAGAAAGCUUUUGACAAGGCUUCCAAGACAGCACAAGAUGGAGUAGAAAAAGUGGCUGGACAGGCUGCAGAAGCAAUGUCUGGCUUUGGGAAAAAAUGUGGAUUUAAAAAAUGAUGCUAAUUCAAGUCAACAGUACUGCUUGUAUAAAUCUCUCUUUGGUCUGCUAUUGCCUACUUCUUUGUGUAGAAAAAUGAAAGCUGUUUGAUAUCUGGAUAAUUUUGUUCUCUUCAAAUACAAAUUUUUAAGGCAGAAGGUCUUCCUCAUCCUUUAUGUAGAAAACAUACAUAAUUUAGCACGUCUGCUCACAAUUGUCAACAUGGCUGAAAAGGUUUCAGCAAUGCUGUUGCCCUGCUCUUAUAACAGCUCAGUGAUUAUUGCCACAUUUGCUGAGUGUAUUUACAAAGCCAGUGAAACUGUUCAUAAUUAGGACACCAGAACAGUCAUGUGAUGAAACUGAGUCUUCUUCCAAUAAUCAAAAAUUAAGCUGGGGUUAUAUUUCUUGUCAGUUGUUUGUUUGUUCCAAUCCUCUGCACUUUUAGAUUAAGAUAAAUAAAGGUACUGUAAGAUUUCCCCUA